CACAGUACCAUUUAGGACCUCGGCAUCAACUACAAUCCUAUAUAUUAGUUGGAGGGCAUGAAAGUCCGCCCCAUGGAUCCCGUUACAACGCAAUAAUCCAGGCAUGGCGUUACCUAGGGCGUCCUUGAACUCGUUCCUUGCUACGGCCAAGGCUACCCUGAAUACUGCUGCCCAACAUGCGCAGCCCAUCACGUUUGUUGUUGGAAACGAAUCCGCUGAUCUUGAUUCCAUAUGCAGUGCUAUUGCCUACGCCUACAUUAGAACAUAUACAUCAAUACCGCCGAAUGUACAUGUCCCUAUAGCCAACAUUCCUGCUGCUGAUGUUUCGCUGCGGACAGAGCUGAGCCCGAUACUCUCACAUGCGGGAAUCAAAGCUAGCGAGUUGAUCACGCUCUCUGAUCUACCUCACCCGUCCAAACGGACAUUAUUGCUUUCCCCAGAGAAAACUAGGUGGCUUCUAGUAGAUCACAACUCCUUCCAAGGCGAGCUUGGACGGGUGUAUAGUGAUCGGGUUGUUGGCUGCAUCGAUCACCAUGACGAGGAGAACAAGGUGCUUAAAGACUGUGGCUCUGAGCCAAGGAUAGCCGAAAAGGCUGGCAGCUGUGCAAGUCUCAUUGUGAACCACUGCAAAGAAGCUUGGGACAAGCUGACACAUGACGACGAAGCCAGUACCUAUGACAGUGCGUGGGCGAGAAUAGCUCUAGCCCCCGUGUUAAUCGACACAGCAAAUCUGAAGAAUAAGGACAAGGUUACCAAACAUGACAUAGCUGCGGCCGAAACCUUGGAGAAACUCCUUCGAAGUUCGUCGUCAGACAAAUAUGAUAGAGAUGGCUACUACACCGAGAUCAACGACGCAAAGCAAGCCAUCGAUGAUCUAAGUCUGAAUGAUAUUCUCCGGAAGGACUACAAGCAGUGGACCGAAGGCCAAGGCGUCAACCUGGGUAUGUCAAGUGCUGUGAAAGAUGUGCGCUUCCUUCUCGACAAGGCCAGGAAUGAGGAGUCCUUCUGGAAAGAAGUUCAAGCCUUUGCCGAAGCGCGGAAACUAUCCGUUUGCGCUGUGAUGACGACUUUCACGCAUAAUGGCCAAUUUGGCCGCGAGUUACUGUUACUGGGUCUAGAUGAAGCUGGCGUGAAGGCGGCAAAGACGUUUGAAGAGGGGGCAAGUGAGGAACUUGGAUUACAGGGCUGGGAAUCUAGGAGGUUGGAUAGUACAGAUAGCAAAACCCAGUGGAGGCGUUGCUGGGCUCAAAAGAAUUUAGGGAUGAGCCGGAAGCAGGUCGGGCCACUUCUGAGGAAGUCGAUAAUUUAAAGCGUCAUUGGCAUAUCACAUACAAAGCAUCUGGCAGCGAAAUAAAAUGUUACGCAUCAGGGGAACCCACAAUAUCUAUAUAAAUAUGUAUAACGUACAUGUAUAGCGAAAGCGCCAAACAAGC
Pseudogymnoascus destructans is the source of this 1433-nucleotide messenger RNA. It is a transcript of the gene PPX1, whose product is annotated as Exopolyphosphatase. NCBI's taxonomy places the organism in Eukaryota, Fungi, Ascomycota, Leotiomycetes, Thelebolales, Thelebolaceae. The record is from RefSeq and is a predicted model, not a curated record. The coding region runs from base 104 to 1309 and encodes 401 amino acids. Gene Ontology annotation, molecular function: exopolyphosphatase activity. Gene Ontology annotation, cellular component: cytoplasm. The transcript has 2 exons.